Molecule: messenger RNA, 3727 nt
Organism: Stereum hirsutum FP-91666 SS1
Lineage: Eukaryota; Fungi; Basidiomycota; Agaricomycetes; Russulales; Stereaceae
Product: P-loop containing nucleoside triphosphate hydrolase protein
Exons: 23
Coding region: 23-3502 (1159 amino acids)
Biological process (GO): double-strand break repair via homologous recombination
Cellular component (GO): nucleus; site of double-strand break; Smc5-Smc6 complex
Molecular function (GO): damaged DNA binding; single-stranded DNA binding
Source: RefSeq, a predicted model, not a curated record
CCUCUUCUUAUACUCCACAACGAUGGCCAAACGCCGAUCGAAUGCUAUAGAGAGCGAUGGCGAAGCAGAGCAACAGGAGGCCCAGGCUGGGUCUUCCAAGCGCGCCAGAUUUAACGAGCAGGCUAACGAGCGCAUCACUUAUGCUGCCCCAGCUGGUGAGAGCUCGAAAUCGAAGAAAAAACGCGCGAAAAAGGGUGGGGAUGCAGAUGGGAUAGACGACGAAGACGCCGAACCAGUCACCUUGGACGACCUUCAUGAGUCUCAGCAAGCUGAGGAUGAUUUGACCACUACCGACCGUUUCGAGCAGGAGCAUGAGGAGGCUAUCCGUCAAUCCAUCCGCAACAGGGAGCAUCUUAGCGGCGGCAUAGCCCAGUUUGGAAUUAUCGAGUCCGUCGAGAUGCACCAGUUCAUGUGCCAUAAGUUCCUCUCCUUCAAGUUCGGUCCUCAGAUCAACUUCAUUAUCGGACAUAAUGGAAGUGGGAAGAGCGCUUGUCUUUCGGCCAUCACUGUAGCGUUGGGUGGUAAAUCGUCCUCCACUGGACGCGCUAAUGGCCUCAAAUCCUUUAUCCGUGAGGGACAAUCCGUCUCCGAAGUGACCCUUGUCCUGAAGAAUCAGGGAGAUGAAGCUUAUAACCACGACAUAUACGGUGAUAGUAUCGUUAUCACUCGUCGCUUCACCAAGGACGGAGGGUCGUCCUACAAGAUCAAGAGCAGGGACGGUCGCGUCAUUUCCACGAAACGGGACGAGCUGUCCAAGAUAUGCGACCAUAUGAACAUUCAAGUGGACAAUCCGAUGAACAUCUUGACGCAAGAUGCUGCUAGGCAGUUCCUCAGCGCGUCCUCUCCAAACGACAAGUACAAGUUCUUCCUCCGCGGCACGCAACUCUCCCAACUCAGCGAAGAAUACGAGCUCAUCAUGGAGAACAUCUCGUCCAUGUCCAAAGUGCUCACAGCCAAGAAAGAAGCCCUCCCAGAUCUGGAGGAACGAUUCACGGAGGCGACGGCCAGGUUCGACGAGGCGAGCAAAGCGCGUGAGCAGAAGCAGAGGGCGGACGAUCUGAAGAAGGAGCUAGCUUGGGCGCAUGUCGCUACGAAAGAGGAGGAACUCCGUCAGAGGGUGUCAGAGCAUACGAGGUUGGAGGCCAGACUUCCUAGGGUUGAAACAGCCCUUGCGAACGCGGAGCAAAAACUUCAAGAGACAACUGAGACCGUAAGGGUCAAAGAGGAAAUCCACGCUGGCCUUGGUAAUGUCACACAUCUCCACGACAGGAAAGCCGAGAUCGGAGUACAGAUCCGCGAGAAGACCAAGAAGCUCUCAGAGAAUGUGAACGACCAGAAGAACCUACAAGGCGACCACCGCAGGGUCAAACGCCAGAUCGAAGAGCUCACCCACAGGAUCGAGACCGAGAACCAGAAGAACGCCGCGAACUCACAAGCCAAACAAGACGACAUUCAGACCCGGCUCAACGCCGCGAAGGACGAAUAUCGUCUUGCUGAAUCCCGCCUCCGGGAUCUCGAAACCCAGGGCAAAGAUCUCGAAGCCACCGUCAAUCAGCUGCGCGCUGUCCCUCAGCAGACUGCGUACGAGAUCAACCAGGCUAAGAGCCGCUUGGACGAGUGCCAGCAGCAAAUUCAGAGGUGUAUGGAGCAGCAGAAGAAUGCGUUGGCGCCAUACGGAAAGGAUAUCAAUAGGGUCUUGCAGGAGGUGGAAAGGCAGAGUUGGCACGGCGAGGUGGUUGGCCCUCUGGGCAAAUACGUUACUGUGAAGGAUAUGAAGUGGGCGCCGUUGUUGAGGACCCAGAUCGGGGGGAUGAUGAGCAGCUUUGCGUUGACGGAUGGAAGGGAUCGGCCACAGUUGAGCGCGCUGUUGAAGAAGUAUGGAAACCCUCAGAUCAGCAUUAUUGUCGCGAAACGCGACCUGUUUGAUUACAGUGCAGGCGAGCCUCCCGCUCAGUACACCACGAUCCUUCGUGCCAUCGACGUGGCGGACCCCUACGUCCUCCGGCUCAUGAUCAACUCGAGCCGUAUAGAGAAGAUCAUCCUCGCCGACACGCGUAAGAUUGCCGACGACAUUCUGAGUCAGAUCCACGGAGGCGGAAUGGCCUUCACGAACGAUUUCUACAGGGUUAACCGUGCCCAUGAUGGAGGAGGGUCUACUCCUUUCAACCCCCCGAGUAUGAGGGACCCAAGGAAUCUGUUGUGGACGGGCAAGGAUCCGGCUGCUCAGCUUCACGAUUGGCGGCGCAAAUACCAAGAGACCCAGGAGGAGAUCCAACGUUUGGACAUCAAAUAUGGUCAAGAUGACCAGGAUUUCCGGGAUGCGCAGAGGCGGUUGAACGAUUUGAGGACUCAAGCGAAGAAAGCGUACCGCAUCAAAGACGAAGCGAGGAACAGGCGGGACGGACUGCAGGUUGAGCUCAACGACUGCAUGCCUGCUGAGAAUGCUGGGCUUGAGGAGGCAAGACGCGACAUGGAAAAAGAGAUCGAGGUCAUUCUCGAUCAGUUCCGAGUCUUGGCCGAGCAGAAAGAGCAGAUCGACAAUGAGCUCAAGCCUCUGAACGCCGAGACAAGAGCGCUUAGAGACCAGAUCAGCGCAUUUGAUGGGCGUGCACAGGAGGCCAAUAACGCGGUCAUGGCCGCAGUCGAGGACCGUGUGCAGGCACAGGCCAAUCAGAAGCAUUGGAUCGGGAAGCUGAAGGAGGAAAACGACAAGGUAGAGGCAGCACUAGGGCGGGUGAAAUUGGUGCAGCAAGAGUUUGAGAACUGGACGGAGAAAGCAGAGCAGUUCUGUGCGCGGGUGGAGAACCCACGCUCGGUGACUGAAGUUGAGAGGGAUUUGAACGCAGUGCAGAAGGCGUUGAAGGAGAGGGAGAAGAAACACGGAGCCUCGGUCGAAGAGAUGACCAUCGAAGUCAACAGGACUCAUGCUGCUUGGGAGAGUGCGAAGAAGGAGUAUAAUCAAGUCGUUCGGUUGAACAGCGCUUUGAAGACGUCUUUGAAGAUUCGUCUGAACAAAUGGUACGACUUCCGGCGCCACAUCGCUUUCAGGUGCAAAGUCGUGUUCCAGUUCCAUCUUUCCAACCGUGGUUACUACGGCAAAGUCAUGUUCAACCACACCGAUCAGACGCUCCAACUCAAGGUUCGAACUGAAGAACAGCAUAUCGGUACGCAGCAAGGCAACCGUGACAAGGAUCCUCGUUCGCUCAGCGGUGGCGAAAAAUCCUUCGCCACGAUAUGUCUCUUGUUGGCGAUGUGGGAGUCUAUCGGCAGUCCGAUCCGUUGCUUGGACGAGUUCGACGUGUUCAUGGACGCUGUGAACAGGCGUAUCAGUAUGAAGAUGAUGAUCGAUACGGCCAACUCGUCCGAGGGUAAACAGUACAUCCUCAUCACGCCCCAGAACAUGCAGAACAUCCACGUCGGACCGUCCGUUCGGGUGCUUCGUAUGGAGGACCCUGAGCGUGGGCAGGGUACUUUGGCGUAUGGUCAAAGCGCUCACAAUUAAUCCCAGUGUCCUUCAAGCUGUCAUCUUGGUUCCGUUUCCUACGACUCUUCUCUGCGGUCUCGCUAUUCUUUAUUUCUGACAUGCUAGUAGAAAUGUGCUAACAUAAACUAGACCUCUUUACUGCUCAAUGCUUCUGAAUCCUUCCGCAUACUUAUAUGUAUUAUUCUCCUUCCCCUUCCUGCGUAUCUUCGUAGAAUCUCAAUGCUGGUGAUCAGUGACUGUAAC